Messenger RNA from Hemibagrus wyckioides, 1803 nucleotides. RefSeq names its product adaptor related protein complex 4 subunit mu 1 (gene ap4m1). The coding region runs from base 250 to 1578 and encodes 442 amino acids. The transcript has 15 exons. Gene Ontology annotation, cellular component: trans-Golgi network; clathrin adaptor complex; cytoplasmic vesicle. Gene Ontology annotation, biological process: Golgi to lysosome transport; protein targeting. NCBI's taxonomy places the organism in Eukaryota, Metazoa, Chordata, Actinopteri, Siluriformes, Bagridae. The record is from RefSeq and is a predicted model, not a curated record.
GCAUAUGAUAGCCACACAAAGGGUCCUACAGAUGACAGAAGGAGAUGAUCAUAUGUACCGGUUGUUGUUGUUGCUAAUAUCGAUGUUAUGAGCGCUUUCUGUUAGUUUGAUAUUUAUUAAUACAUUUUGUUGUUGUUCCGGAAGAGUUUAAGUCUUGCUCUGAUGGUGUCUAGUAGGGAAAUAUUCUGUUCCGGUGAGGCGUUGAUGUAAACUGGAAUUAGCGACCUAGCAGAGAUUAAAGUAGAGAAAAUGAUUUCUCAGGUGUUUAUUCUGUCAUCAAAAGGCGAGAAUCUGAUCUACAAAGACUUCCGUGGCGAAGUGGAAAAAAACUCCAUGGGCACGUUUUAUGAGAUGGUGUCAUCUCUGAGUGGAGAUCAGCCUCCUGUAGUCAUGAGUCACAAAGGUGUGAACUUUAUUCACAUCCGACAUGCUGGGCUGUACUGGGUUGUUUCUACGAAGACAGAUCCUUCUCCGUUUACCGUUGUCGAGUUUCUUAACAGGCUUGUGGCUCUGAUUAAGGAUUACUGCGGCAGCGUGUGUGAGAAAACUGUCCGAAUGAACUUCGCUCUGAUCUACGAGCUACUGGACGAGAUGGUGGAUUACGGCUACAUCCAGACAACCUCCAUGGACAUCCUGAAGAAUUUUAUUCAGACAGAACCAGUCACCUCCAAACCCUUCAGUCUGUUUGACCUCAGCAACGUCGCUCUUUUUGGAGCAGAGACCCAGCAGAGUAAAGUGGCUCCCAGCACUGCUGCUGCCCGACCCAUCAUGACAUCUCACAGUGGAGAGGGAGGUAAGAAUGAGAUCUUUGUGGACGUGGUGGAGAGACUCUCAGUUGUUAUUGGCUCUAAUGGGGUUGUGAUGAAGGCAGAUGUGGAGGGAGAGAUCAGAGUGAAGUGUUAUCUUCCCUCAUGUUCAGAGAUGAGGAUCGGCCUGAACGAGGAGUUCAGCAUCGGGAAGUGUCGGCUCAGAGGUUACGGGGCAGCUGUGCGGGUGGACGAGUGCAGUUUUCAUCAGGCUGUGAAACUCGAUGAGUUUGAUAACUACAGGAUUUUGAAAAUUUGCCCCAGCCAAGGAGAGCAAACCCUGAUGCAGUACCAGCUGAGUGAUGAGUUGCCGUGUCCUCCUCCAUUCCGUCUCUUCCCCACAGUGGAGAAGGAUUAUGGGAACAGGUUGUUGAUUUUUCUCAAGCUACGAUGUGAUUUGCCUCCGAAAAGCGCUGCUAUAAAUGUUUCAGUGACGGUUCCUGUGCCCAAGGGUUCUCUAAGCCUCUCUCAGGAGUUGAGUAGUCCUGACCAGACGGCCGAGCUUCGGCCCAAACACAAAUCUGUCGUUUGGGAAAUCCCACGGUUCCCUGGAGGAGCUCAGCUCUCGGCUCUCUUUAAGGUGGAAGUUCCCGGUUUUAGCUCCGCCUCUCUCCUGGAGGUGGGGCCUGUCAGCAUGAGCUUCGAGCUUCCCAAACUCACAUGUACAGGACUGCAGAUCCGAUUUGUGCGUCUGUCCCCGAACCAGCAGAGUCCCUCUCAUCGCUGGGUCCGCUACGUCACACAUUCCGAGUCCUACACCAUACGCAUCUGAUAAACACACACACACACACUUUUUCAGUAUUUCAACAUUUUCUUCCAAAAGAAAAUGUUUCACAAACUUUAAUUACCUUGAAUCUCUCAUUACAAUUACUCUAAAGGCAUCUGUUUGUGAUGCCGAGUAUGUGUACAUAUUGAUUUUUUUGUUAAUAUUUUUAUUAGCAUUAUUAUUUUGUAUUGCUGUUUUUGAUUUUCUUCAUAAACUGUCAUGAUUUGUAAA